UUCGGGUCGGGUCAACCGACCCAAUCACAAAAAAUCGGGUUCACCCAAUCGGGUUCUUCGGGUAGGUUCAAGAUCCGGCUGACCGCGUCUCCGCCGUUCCGCCCGCCGCCUGCAUGCUCCGUCGUCCUAUCUUAGAACAAGCCAAGGUCCGAAGCUGUGUUUGCAAAUGCCGCGCGAUUCCUAGGAGGCUAGGUGUAGCGCGUACGUGCUUCCCACUACCACAGUGCCAGCUGAAAGUAUUAAAAUCAGUGUCUCUUUAAAGUUUUUUCUUUACGUUUUCUCUUGAAAUUGUGGUCGAAACUCGAAAUGGCUGGAGCGUUGAGUCCAAAUGGUGUCGAGGAAUCCAAAUCAGGUGGGCGGAGUUUGAAGGUAUUCAACUUUCAAGACGAGGCAGCAAGCAUGUCAAUUUCAUCAGGCAACAAACAAAGGAAUCCAUUAGAUUUUUUUCGCACUUUAUAUGAGGGCGCUAUAGCUGGAGCAGCAGCUGGUGUUGUUGUAGAAACUGUAUUAUACCCAAUUGAUACAAUAAAGACCCGGCUUCAAGUAGUCCGUGGUGGUGGAGAAAUAAUCAUGAAAGGUCUCUAUUCAGGCUUGGCUGGAAAUCUUGCAGGAGUCUUACCAGCUUCUGCCAUAUUUGUGGGAGUGUAUGAACCUACAAAACAAUUUUUAUUGAAAAGCUUUCCUGAGAAUUUCAGUGCCUUAGCUCACUUGACUGCAGGGGCUGUUGGAGGUGCUGCUUCUUCAAUUGUCCGUGUGCCAACAGAGGUAGUCAAGCAACGGAUGCAGACUGGGCAAUUUGCUUCUGCCCCUGAUGCAUUGCGCCUUAUCAUUUCUAAAGAAGGUUUUAGAGGCCUGUAUGCAGGAUAUGGCUCCUUUCUACUGAGAGACUUACCUUUUGAUGCUAUGCAGUUCUGUAUAUAUGAACAACUUCGACUGGGUUAUAAGCUAGCUGCAAAAAGGGAUUUAAAUGAUGGUGAGAAUGCAAUGAUUGGUGCCUUUGCAGGUGCUGUCACUGGUGCCAUAACAACUCCUCUUGAUGUCAUAAAAACUAGACUUAUGGUUCAGGGAUCAACAAAGCAGUACCAAGGUGUUAUCCAUUGUAUUGGAACUAUUGCUAGAGAAGAAGGAACCUCUGCUCUUUUUAAGGGGAUGGGACCAAGGGUGCUUUGGAUUGGAAUUGGAGGUUCAAUAUUUUUUGGAGUGCUUGAGAAGACAAAACAGCUUCUUUCCCAGAGAAAAACAGCUGAGGUGAAACAUGAAUGAAGCCUAGGAAUGUUUAAUUUAGAAAUAAACAACACAGAUGUAUUCGUUUGUGCGGCUGGCAGUGUAUGCAAGUAUGAUUGACGCUUGAACUCCAAACCAUGAAUUUGUAACUGUUUUGUCAUGCGUAUUCAUCAUGUCUGUAUGAACAAAUAAAAAAUAAAUAAAACAUUCAAGUUCAUCACCAUUAUCUAUACUCAAG
Messenger RNA from Cuscuta europaea, 1462 nucleotides. Lineage: Eukaryota; Viridiplantae; Streptophyta; Magnoliopsida; Solanales; Convolvulaceae. The record is from the annotation of a GenBank genome assembly.